GUCCCUAUUUGGGGAAGUGUUUCCAAAUAACGCAAAAGGUGCACAGCUUUCCAAGAUGGAUGAAGAAAAAUUUGCAGAUAAUUUCCGGACGUAUAAAGGAGGAAGAAACCUGAUCCCGAGAUCAUACUAUCCCAUUUAUGCGCUACUGGGUAUCUCUUAUUUGCUAAUUCUCAUUGGCUAUGUGGUGACCUUCUCCAAAGUCUCAACAAUUUCAUCCGAACUCAACCAGAUGACAGUCAAUUUUUCAAAAGAUCACUAUGGCCACGACUUUCACUUGUUCCCAUGUGGUGCUGACACCAGACAAUGGGAAUAUUUUGGUGGAAAGUGCUACUUCUUCUCUCUGAAGACAAUUCCCUGGCAUGCGGCCAAGGUAGAUUGUGAAAACAAACAGUCACAGUUGGUCGUCAUUGAUAGUCUUGCAAAACAGAAUUUCAUACAGACUCGGACCAGAAAUGAACGUUUUUGGAUCGGUCUCCAUGACCAACUUACAGAAGGAGAGUGGAAAUGGUUGGAUGGCAGUAAUUACAGAAAUGGCUUUCAGAAUUGGAAGGAAGGUGAACCCAACACUUACCUGGGUCGUGAAGAGGACUGUGGCCAAGUUUGGAUUAAUGGUGAAUGGAAUGAUUACAUCUGCUCAUCCGAAAGCUUUUAUGUCUGUGAAAAGCCCAGAUCGAGCACACCCAAAGCUGCCUCAAAGCGGCCCUGAGCCUUGAAGCAGAAUGUCUAGAAAGCAAUUUGGAAGGCAAGACUGCAGCCCUCACAUCAUGAUCGACAAAGCAGCACUACACUUUUGUUAGACUAAGAUCUCAAUUUAACAUGGAGACAGUACUAUAUUGGUAGCUCUAGAUUAUCUGGCAAUUCUGUAGCUAAAUCAAAUUAUCCAUGUAAAUUUUCUAAGCAAUUGUUUCCUGCAACCUGGAGGAACCAAAUACUAAGGUCUGGAAAGUCUGGAAACUAUCCCUGAAAUCAUUAUAUAUGGGAGAUAAAUUUAAUGCCAUUGGGCAUAAUAUAAAUGUUCUUGCUAUUGCUAUGUCAUUAUACGUCACAAAACAAUGUGAAAAUAUUAAACUUAAACUACCCCCAAAAAAUCACCAGUUAUACCUCAUAUUUGCCCAAUAGUAAUUA
Notechis scutatus (mainland tiger snake) is the source of this 1125-nucleotide messenger RNA. RefSeq names its product hepatic lectin-like. NCBI's taxonomy places the organism in Eukaryota, Metazoa, Chordata, Lepidosauria, Squamata, Elapidae. The record is from RefSeq and is a predicted model, not a curated record.